AUGCAAAUCACUCGCCGAAGAAUGGACAAUAUCUUCCGAGCUGUUGGCUGCCCUUGCGUCAGCUUCUCGCCUGCAGUGGGGGUGUGCACCGGUGUUCAGGCGUCAGCUGCCACCAAGGAACAGAAAGAUGAGGGCUGGGAGGAUAUGGAGUGUGACCUUCCAGAUGUUCCUGCGCCACAGGAUUCAGACGAGGAAUGCGAGCCUACAACUAAAGCUGAGUUCCAGAAGUGGAGAUCAACGUUUCGCAACAAUGUUGAGCUAGCAGCAGAGAUACUUCAAGACAGGUCCGUCCAGCAACAACUGCGGAUGAUCCACGUCACGACUAGGCAUGUCGCUGGGGAGUACUACGACGCCAUCCAGACGCAGAAGGAGGGCCAAGCAGCCCAACUGCAAUGGAGCGCCGCUCGGUGCUCUGGAUCAUGGCUGAAGACAGUGCAGCGGACUUUGAGUAUGUUGCACCAAGCGGAAACGCUGGAGGAACUUGGAGUGGCCGCCUGGCACAACCCAGAACCAGCGAGCCCGGACGAGAGCUGGGUUCUUGAGGAAACCGUUUUCCUGAACAAGACGUGGAGGGUCUUGACAGAGUUGGCAAGCGCAAGGUGCUGGUCACAGGCCAUGUACAGCGUCUGCCUCCCUUUCACCCUGGCGCCCCUCUUUGGCCCACAAGAAACUCGGCAACCAGCCAUGGACUUCAUGCGAACGCUUGAUGGAGCACUUGCAGCCGCGCACCGCAUCAUGAAGAACAAGCCCGGCAGCCCGCAGGCGGCAGCAGUCACUGCGUUGCUGAAGGAUGUGUGGUGGCACACAACGCAAAUUGCGUUGGAGACGAUCCAAACAGCUCGUAAUGCAUCCUUCGAUGCGAGGAAUCGUGAACUUCGAUGCUUGGCGUUUUCUUGCUUUGCCGGCCCCAGCAAUACCAAAUUUACGGCUGAAGAUGUCUUCGCACACCUUGCCCACGUGGCAGCCCGCAGCCAGAAGGGCAUGCUGCGCAUGUCGAAGUGUCUUGGUUUCUUUUAUUAG
Symbiodinium pilosum is the source of this 1020-nucleotide messenger RNA. The record is from the annotation of a GenBank genome assembly. NCBI's taxonomy places the organism in Eukaryota, Dinophyceae, Suessiales, Symbiodiniaceae.